Messenger RNA from Malaya genurostris, 694 nucleotides. RefSeq lists its product as uncharacterized. The transcript is spliced from 2 exons. Lineage: Eukaryota; Metazoa; Arthropoda; Insecta; Diptera; Culicidae. Bases 154 to 474 code for a protein of 106 amino acids. The record is from RefSeq and is a predicted model, not a curated record.
UUGUUGACAGAGUAAAAAUCGAUAUUCUCGCUGUGCAGCAUCCACCAAAUAACGUUUUGUUUCAUGUGAAAUCUAGAUAUUUUGUUCGUUCAAACAGAAGGCUGACUCAGAAUUAUUUAGAUCUAACGACUAAACUCACGCUCAAAAGGGAAGAUGUCUUCGAAGCAGAAAUCAAGUUCAGCUAGCUCUAGAGAUGAUGACCUGUCUUCGGAGUCGGUGGAAGUUCUUCGCGAACGAUUGAACCAAAUGAAGCGUCUGAUUGCCGAACGACAAAAUCAAAACAGCAGCGGGAGUGCUUCGGAUCUAUGGUCGCCCCAGCCUAGAUCCAGCUGCAGUGGUAUCAUCGACGGUAACUUCUUAUCGAUGGCCUUCGGUGGGGCACUGAUCGUGAUCCUGUCGGUGUCGGUAUACGCAUUCUACAAUCUGUACCAUGCUGUGCUGAAAAAAUUCCCCUCACAGCACACCGAGCUGUAAGGUGGCUCUGCUCGAUUCCAUGGACUUUGAUCUGUGCCAAAGAUAAGUAGAUGUUGGUGAAACUUGCAUUUGAUCCAUUCAGGAGCCACAUUGAGCACCCAAGGCGAAUCCAAUUUUGUAUUUGUUCAAGCGAAAUUGUCUUAUUUUAAAUUUCCCAUUGUGAAUUGGAAAUGGCAGUCGUCUAAAACAUUCGGUUAUUAAAGAAAAGAAUUAUCAGUAA